Messenger RNA from Xyrauchen texanus (razorback sucker), 9773 nucleotides. Its product is annotated as mediator of RNA polymerase II transcription subunit 12-like. The record is from RefSeq and is a predicted model, not a curated record. NCBI's taxonomy places the organism in Eukaryota, Metazoa, Chordata, Actinopteri, Cypriniformes, Catostomidae. Gene Ontology annotation, molecular function: beta-catenin binding; transcription coactivator activity. The transcript is spliced from 44 exons. Gene Ontology annotation, cellular component: mediator complex. Gene Ontology annotation, biological process: regulation of transcription by RNA polymerase II. Bases 68 to 6583 code for a protein of 2171 amino acids.
CAGCGAAGCUGUAGCCGCAGCAACAGCGCUCAGGAUCGGCCACACACCGGGCUGACAUGCCGCGGGGAUGAUGGCUGCCUUCGGCAUUCUGAGCUACGAACACAGGCCUCUAAAACGGCCAAGACUCGGUCCUCCGGACGUUUAUCCUCAAGACCCGAAACAAAAAGAGGAUGAGUUGACAGCGUUGAACGUCAAGCAAGGAUUUAACAACCAGCCAGCCGUUUCAGGCGAUGAACAUGGCAGUGCUAAAAAUGUCAAUUUCAACCCUUCAAAGAUCAGCUCAAACUUCAGCAGCAUCAUUGCGGAGAAGUUGCGAUGCAACACGUUUCCAGACACGGGGAAGAGAAAGCCACAGGUCAAUCAGAAGGAUAACUUUUGGCUCGUCACGGCAAGGUCGCAGAGCUCCAUCAAUAAUUGGUUUACAGACUUAGCUGGCACCAAACCUCUAACUCAGCUUGCUAAGAAGGUUCCAAUCUUCAGCAAGAAAGAGGAAGUGUUUGGCUACCUUGCUAAGUACUCUGUGCCGGUGAUGCGAUCUGCUUGGAUGAUUAAAAUGACAUGUGCAUAUCACGCUGCCAUAACUGAAACCAAGGUGAAGAAAAGGCAUGUCAUUGACCCUUGCAUAGAAUGGACUCAGAUAAUUACCAAAUACCUGUGGGAGCAGCUGCAGAAGGUGGCAGAGUUUUACAGACAGUCUCCCAACCAGGGCUGUGGAUCUCCUCUGCCUGCUCCUCCUACGGAGGUGGAAACUGCCAUGAAACAGUGGGAGUACAAUGAGAAACUAGCCAUGUUCAUGUUUCAGGAUGGCAUGUUAGACAGACAUGAGUUCCUCACCUGGGUCCUGGAGUGCUUUGAGAAGAUCAGACCUGGAGAAGAUGAGCUCCUUAGAUUGCUGCUGCCACUCCUGUUACAGUACUCGGGGGAGUUUGUGCAGUCAGCCUAUUUAUCUAGACGACUGGCUUAUUUCUGCACACGCCGGCUCAAUUUGCUCCUGAGUGAUGGAAGUCUUGGACCAGGUCCAGGCGGGCACCCGACACAUGGCAUUUCAGCACAGCAAGGGAACACUCUUCCACCUACCCCCACCUCCCAGCCUGCAGGGAGCAACCAGCCCCAGACCCCCUUCACAGACUUCUACAUCUGCCCUCAACACAGGCCUGUGGUGUUUGGACUUAGCUGUAUGCUGCAGAGUAUUGUAUUGUGUUGCCCCAGUGCACUGGUUUGGCACUACUCUCUGACAGAUAGCCGGAUUAAGACCGGUUCCCCAUUAGACCUACUGCCGAUCGCCCCCUCUAACCUGCCCAUGCCAGGGGGCAACAACACCUUCAACCAGCAGGUUCGGGUUAAGGUGAGGGAGAUUGAAGAGCAGAUCAAAGAGAGAGGACAGGCAGUGGAAUUCCGCUGGUCCUUUGACAAGUGUCAGGAAACAACAGCUGGUUUUACCAUCAGCCGAGUUUUGCAUACUCUGGAGGUUUUAGAUAACCACAGCUUUGAGAAAUCUGACUUCAGCAACUCCCUGGAUUCGCUGUAUAACCGUAUCUUUGGCUCAGGGCAGAGCAAGGAUGGACAUGAGAUGAGUCCAGACGAUGAUGCUGUGGUCACCCUGCUGUGUGAGUGGGCUGUUUCUUGUAAAAGGUCAGGGCCACACAGAGCCAUGGUGGUGGCCAAACUCCUGGAGAAGAGGCAGACUGAAAUAGAGGCAGAGAGGUGUGGAGAGUCAGAGGUUGUAGAUGAGAAGGGCUCUGUGUCAUCAGGUUCUCUGUCUGCUGCAACUCUGCCUGUAUUCCAGGAUGUUCUUCUGCAGUUCUUGGACACGCAAGCCCCUGUGCUAACUGAGCCAGGGAACGAGAGCGAGCGGGUGGAAUUCUCCAAUCUUGUGCUCCUCUUCUGCGAGCUCAUACGCCAUGACGUCUUCUCCCACAACAUCUACAUGUGCACUCUUAUCUCCCGUGGCGACCUGGCCUCAGACUCCCAUCUGCCCCGCCCACGCUCCCCCAGUGACGAGCCCUCUGACGAAUCAGAGCGCAAAGAACAGGAUGCAGGAUGCAGCAUUAAAAUGGAGGAUGCUGGCCUGUCAGAGUCAAUGGAGAUAGAUCACAACUCUAGCGCUAAUUUUGAUGAGCAGAUGUUUUCCCCUCCAAUGCACUGUGAGUCAAAGGGAAGCCCCUCCCCAGAGAAACCUGCCCCAGAGCAGGAGAGCAAAAACACUGCCAAGGACAAGGGUAUGGACCCUGCCUUCCCCCUAGUUUACGAGCAGCCCCGCCACAUACAGUAUGCCACCCACUUCCCUAUUCCUCAGGAGGAGAGUGCGAGUCAUGAGUGUAAUCAACGUCUGGUGGUUCUCUAUGGAGUUGGCAAGCAGCGAGACGAAGCUCGGCAUGCCAUCAAGAAGAUCACCAAAGACAUCCUAAAAGUUCUCAACCGCAAGAGUACAGCAGAGACAGGAGGUGAGGAAGGGCAGAAGAGGAAGAGGAGUAAACCGGAGGCCUUUCCCACCGCUGAAGAUAUUUUCUCUAAAUUCCAGCACCUCUCACACUUUGACCAGCACCAGGUCACCUCUCAGGUGUCCAGGAAUGUUCUGGAACAGAUCACCAGCUUUGCCUUAGGGAUGUCCUAUCACCUCCCACUGGUCCAACACAUCCAGUUCAUCUUUGACCUCAUGGAAUACUCUCUCAAUAUAAGUGGCCUCAUUGACUUUGCCAUACAGCUGCUAAAUGAAUUGAGUCUGGUGGAAGCAGAACUGUUGCUGAAAUCUUCCCACCUAGCUGGCAGUUACACUACAGGCCUCUGUCUGUGUAUCGUGGCUGUUCUGCGGAGAUAUCACUCCUGUCUCAUCCUCAACCCUGACCAGACCGCUCAGGUCUUCGAUGGGCUGCGGAUUGUAGUGAAGUCUGGUGUGAACCCUGCAGACUGUUCCUCAGCAGAGCGCUGUAUACUGGCCUAUCUGUACGACCUCUAUACCUCCUGCAGUCACCUGAAGAGCAAGUUUGGAGAGAUUUUCAGUGAGUUCUGCUCAAAGGUGAAGAAUUCCAUCUAUUGGAACAUUGACCCAUCAGACUCGAACAUGCUAUGGGAUCAGAUGUUCAUGAUCGAUGCUAUCGCUAACCCCACCGCCCACAACCUCAACCACUCAAUGGUGGGAAAGAUCCUCAACGACAGCCCAGCCAACCGAUACAGCUUUGUGUGUAAUGUGCUCAUGGAUGUCUGCGUGGACCACCGCGAUCCUGAGAGGGUGAAUGAUAUUGGUAUUCUGUGUGCGGAGCUGACGGCGUACUGCCGCUCUCUCAGUGCAGAGUGGUUGGGCGUUCUUAAGGCUCUCUGCUGCUCUUCAAACAAUGGCAACUGUGGCUUCAAUGAUCUGCUCUGCAAUGUUGAUGUGAGUGAUCUGUCUUUCCAUGAUUCGUUGGCUACAUUUGUUGCCAUCCUGAUAGCUCGACAGUGUUUGUUGCUGGAGGAUCUGGUGCGAUGUGUGGCCAUCCCCUCCCUCCUGAACGCAGCCUGUAGUGAGCAGGAUUCUGAACCUGGAGCCAGAUUGACCUGUAGGAUCCUUCUUCAUCUGUUCAGAACCCCACAACGCAAUCCCUGCCCCCAAGAUGGCACCAAAUCAGAUAAAUCCACAGUGGGGAUCAGGUCGUCCUGUGAUCGCCACCUGCUGGCUGCCUCUCAAAACAGCAUAGUGGUGGGAGCGGUGUUUGCAGUGCUGAAGGCUGUUUUCAUGCUGGGUGAUGCAGAGCUGAAGGGAUCGGGCUUCUCCCACCCUGCUGGUUUGGAUGACAUUGGAGAGGAUGAAAUGGGCUCCAAAAAAUCAGGAGGCCGUAAUGUCUCCAUCGAAACGGCCAGUCUAGUUGUUUAUGCCAAGUAUGUGCUGAAGAGCAUCUGUCAGCAGGAGUGGGUCGGUGAGCGGUGUCUGAAGUCUCUUUCAGAGGACAGCAGUGCUCUGCAGGAUCCAGUGCUGGUGAACAUCCAGGCUCAGCGGUUACUGCAGCUCAUCUGUUACCCACACAGGCAGCUGGACAGCGAGGAAGGGGAGAAUCCUCAGAGACAGCGCAUCAAACGCAUCCUGCAGAACAUGGACCAGUGGACCAUGAGACAGUCCUCUCUUGAGCUCCAGCUCAUGAUUAAGCAAAGCACAAAUAAUGAGCUCUAUUCUCUACUGGAGAACAUAGCCAAGGCUACCAUUGAAGUUUUCCAGAAGUCUGCGGAGAUGAACUCGAAUAACCCCAGCUGGAAUGGCUCUGCUGUUGCUGGAACCUCCGUCUCCAAUAGCAACAGUGCCAGCAAACUCAAACCUGUGCUCAGUUCCUCUGAGCGUUCAGGUGUUUGGUUAGUGGCUCCUCUGAUUGCUAAACUGCCCACCUCAGUGCAGGGUCAUGUGCUGAAGGCUGCAGGUGAAGAACUGGAGAAGGGUCAACACCUUGGGCCAUCUUCACGCAAAGAGAGAGAUCGGCAGAAACAGAAAAGUAUGUCUCUCCUGAGUCAGCAGCCUUUCCUGUCUCUGGUGCUGACCUGUCUCAAGGGACAAGAUGAGCAGAGAGAGGGUCUCCUGACAUCCCUUUACAGCCAAGUACAGCAGAUUGUGACAAACUGGCGUGAGGACCAGUACCAGGACGACUGCAAGGCCAAGCAGAUGAUGCACGAGGCCUUGAAGCUGCGGCUCAAUCUGGUGGGUGGGAUGUUUGAUACAGUGCAGCGUAGCACACAGCAAACAACAGAAUGGGCGGUGCUUCUACUGGACAUCAUCAGCAGUGGCACAGUAGACAUGCAGUCAAACAAUGAGCUCUUCACUACAGUGUUAGACAUGCUGAGUGUGCUAAUUAACGGCACUCUGGCAGCUGACAUGUCCAGCAUCUCUCAGGGCAGUAUGGAGGAGAAUAAAAGGGCCUAUAUGAACCUGGUCAAGAAGCUGAGAAAAGAACUUGGUGAUCGUCAGUCAGAGAGCUUGGAGAAAGUGAGGCAGUUGCUGCCUCUACCCAAACAGACUCGUGAUGUCAUCACCUGUGAGCCUCAGGGCUCACUCAUUGACACCAAGGGCAACAAAAUAGCUGGAUUUGAAAAAGAGGGUCUUCAGGUAUCGACCAAGCAGAAGAUUUCUCCAUGGGAUGUGUUUGAGGGGCUGAAGCACUCGGCUCCACUUUCCUGGGGAUGGUUCGGAACAGUGCGGGUUGACCGCAAGGUUACAAAGUUUGAGGAGCAACAGAGGCUCCUUCUUUACCACACCCACCUAAAGCCCAAACCACGCAGUUAUUAUCUGGAGCCUCUCCCCCUGCCACCGGAGGAGGAGGAGCCUCCUACACCAGUGGCACCGGAGCCAGACAAGAAGGUGGAUCCAGGGAAGCCGGAAAAGAGUGUCUCCAGUGUUGCACCUGACACUAAUAAGAAGAAAAAGAAAAAGAAACCAUCAUCUGCCAAUAAACAAGAGGAAUACAAGCCUCACAUCUCAGGAGUAAUGCAGUACCCACCAAGCAUGGGCACUGAACUUAUGAACAUGAGCCAACCUUUCAGGAUGGGUUACCCACCUCAAAUGAAUGUGUAUACCCAGAACCAACCUCUACCACCAGGAGGGCCCGUUUUGGAGCCCCCUUUCCGUCCUAGGCCUCCCAUGGGCAAAAUGAUUACAGCACGUCCGAGCACAUACACUAUGAUGUCUAAUAUGCAGGGUGGAAUGAUGGGCAUGGAGAAGCCAUACCAAAUGGGCUAUAAACCCCAACCCAGCAUGCCUCCGGGUCAGAUUCGUCAGCAGCUACAGGUUAGACUGAAUCAUAAUCAUUUGCUUGGACAGCAGAUAAGACAGGUGGCACCCAAUCAACAGUAUCCAUCAAUGCAGCUGGCACAGGGCUACACCACUUAUGGCUCACUUGUGGGGAUGCCGCCACACCCCUCACAGACUGCUGGAAUAGUUCCUUCCGCAUAUGGUAACCAGGGCUUCCAGGGAGUGCAUCCUGGUACAAAUCCAGGGAUGGUGGACCCUAUUAGGCAAAUACAGCAGAGACCUAGUGGCUACGUCCAUCAGCAGGCUCCUGGGACAUAUGCACACACAAUGCAGAACACACAGAGGUUUCCCCAUCAGCAAAUGCAGCAGGCACCUAUGAUCCAUAGCUUGGCUCAAGGUCACAUGGGGGCACAGGGCAUGCAUCCCAGCAUGAGACCCAAUCAGAUGAUGGAUCAGCAGCAGCAGCAGCAGCCGCAACAGCAGCCCCAGCAGCAACAACAGCAGAUGAUCAGACAGCAUCCGGCUCUUCGACAGCAAGUUCAACAGCAGCAGCAGCAGGUUCAGCAACAGCUGCAACAGCAACAGCUGCAACAGCAGCAGGUUCAACAACAGCAGGUUCAACAACAGCAGGUUCAGCAGCAGCAGCAGCAGCAGCAGCAGGUCCAGCCUCAACAGGUGCAGCAGCAACAGGUGGCAAAUGCCCAGCCACCCACUCAAACCAUGGGCAUGCAGCCUCUGCCCCCACAGCAGCCCAUGUUCCCAAGGCAAGGCAUGCAGCAAACCCAGCAGCAGCAGCAGACCGCAGCACUGGUCAGACAGCUCCAGGAGCAGCUCUCAAAUACGCAACCUGGACAGAACACCAACUCCUAUUACUGAGAAAGAGUGUGUGUGUGUGAGUGUGUGAAUGCAUUUCACAGCUGGCAAAGAUUAAGUCUGUCUCCACAGCAGCAGAUACUAGUCUAUACGUUAUGGACCUUUCUGAGAGAAGUGGAACCCUACGCCUAAACUAUGCCCACAUGGCUGUAUCUGAAGUAGAAUUAAACAUUGUUUUUCAGACAUGUAUUUCUAAAAUCUAUAGAGGGUUUGUUCCAACACAUUGACUGAAGUGUACAAUGGAAGAGUUUAUGUAAAAAGAAGUACAGGAAAAUAUAAGAAUAAUGCAACUUUUUUUGUUAAUUUUAUUAUUAUUUCACUUUGUAAAAUUUUUCAGUUUCGUGUAUUUCUCAUUAAAGAAUCAUGUCAGUUUUUAUGCCUUGUCUUCCAUUUUGCAUACUUGCAGAAACACAAAAAGUGGAACAUUAAUGUUUGCUCAAGCUUCUCUGGUCUCUGUCUCCAUCCAGUGUUUAUAAAUAGUUUGCAGGGGUAAAUUUCAUUAAACCUUGAAAGUAAAGACCCCUGCCCCCUUCCUAUAUUUUGCUUAAAAUCACCCAAACAUCAUAUUGCUUCUGAAGUCAGAUUUAACCAGUAGAGUCUUAGGGAUUACAUUUAUGCUGCCUUUAUUUUAUUUUUGAACCUUCUAAGUUCUGGCCAACAUUCACUUUCACUGUAUGGACCUACAGAGCUGAUAUUCUUCUAAAAAUCUUUGUUUCUGUUCUGCAGAAGAAAGAAAGUCAUACAAAUCUGGGAUGACAUGAGGAUGAGAAUACAAUGAGAAAAUGUUCAUUUUAUUUGUUUUUCAAAGACCAUCUCUUUAAUGGUCUUUUAAAAUAUGCUUAAUUUUCUGUAUACAAACUAUAUAUUUUUUCUUUUGGGGUGGAAUUUGAUCUGGACAUGUGUCCUCUUUUAUUAUUAUAUUUAAUCAAGGUUGGCAUUACCUAAACACACUUGAAGCAUUAAUUUAGGUUUUGACUUUGCCAUUUUGGGAUUCCUUCCUUGGCUCCUCUCAAGGUAACUAAACAGUACUCUCAUAUCAGGACCCAGUGCUCUUCCUUCCAAAUGACAUUCUCUUCUGUCCUAUUUCACCAGGAACUUGAGAGAAUCCCAGCUCCUCUCCUCUGGCUUGACUCCAACCUAGAUAACAUUUUGUCUGAAAGCCCAGGCACCACAGGUUGCAGGUGUAUCCCAUACAUCCUGAGGCACUCCUAAGGAUACAUUAAGAAUAGUGUCAAGCCAUUGCUUGUCUUUCGCAUCACUUUGGUCUAGCUUCCAUGGUGCAUGCCUUUGGAUGAACCCAUUGGUCAAACGUGCACAUGCGCUAAUGGCCUCCAUUGCUUUGUACACUUGUAGAUUCUCCCAAGUGUUGUUCUUCUUAUUCAGUUAAUGCAGAUACUGUCCAUCAUUCUGUAGUCUUCCGAAACAGCUUUUCCAGAGUUCUUCAGAUGUUUCCUUUGGGAAGCAAGUGUUGCAGAAUUGGGGAUACACCUGCUUGGGGUUGAGGGAUGGUGCAGUGCAGCGGUUCAAAAGUCCACCAAGUGCACCAGCCAGUUCAAUGUGUCACAGCUUAAUGACUUUAUCGUCGUGAUAGUCGCAGUCCGAGUCAGGAACCCCUUGUCUCAGAAGAAAGUAGCGCAGUCCAUCCACAGUAAACUUCUCCAAUGUUUCUUGUGGAUUGACCACCUUUCCAAGACUCUUGGACAAUUUCUUGCCCUCUACUGUCCAGUGCUAGUGCACGUGUAUCGUCUGAGGUAGGGGUAACCCUGCAGCUAAGAGACAUGUCGGCCAGUAUAUUGCAUGAAAUUCAAGAAUGUCUUUACCUGGGGCCUAGGUAGCUCAGCAAGUAUUGACACAGACUACCAACCCUGAAGUCACGUGGAGGCAUGCUGAGUGACUCCAGCCAGGUCUCCUAAGCAACCAAAUUGGCCCGGUUGCUAGGGAGGGUAGAUUCACAUGGGGUAACCUCCUUGUGAUCACUAUAAUGUGUGCUUCUCGAGCUCGGUGGGGUGCGUGGUGAGUUAUGAGUGGCUGCCGUGGAGAAUAGCCUCCACAAACGCUACGUCUCCAUUGUAACGCGCUCAACAAGCCACGUGAUAAGAUGCGCGGAUUGACCUCUCAGAUGUGGAGGCAACCGAGAUUCAUCCUCUGCCAUCCGGUUUGAGGCGAGGCACUUCGCCACCAUGAGGACUUGGAGCGCCUUGGGCAUUCCAAAUUGGGAAGACAAAAAAAGAAUGUCUGUACCUACGAGAUGUUGGACAACUAUCCACCACUUGGAGUGAUUCUGCGGAUAACCAAUGACAGUUUAGUAAUUCACUAUCCAACCAAACAUAGAUGUUUGUUCUGGAUCUCCGGGGAGUGAAAUACCCCUCUGAAGGUGGUUUUCCUGGCGAGACACUGACAGAUUGGGAGAUCAUCUUCAAGCCAUUGAAGAACUAAAUGCUGAAACUUUACAGGCUUGAUGACCUUUGGGUUUGAUUGAAACCACUGAAGCAAUUUGCUGUGGAAUUCCGAUAGACGGAACAUGUAAUUGUUUUCCUUCAUCCAUUCCACCUGUCAUUGGAAACAUUUGAAAAAUUGCUGUUGGUGUCAUAACUGAUGCCACGUUUAAGAACUUUGGAUUACUAAUAGUAGAACGAUAUAUUGGCCAGACUGAUUAAUCGGCCGAUAUUUCGCCAUUUUUAAUUUAUAGGCAUUGGCUGAUAACUGUGCACUCAAUCUGAUUAACAGAUUGGUCAUUAUGGAUGGUGUCAUUUCCAAAAACUUCUGGAUCAAAAAAUCAAUGGAUAGUGCACAUUUUCAGUUUACAAGCAUAUUUUUGACUUUUGAUUAAAUGUUGUGUAAAAUGAGUGUUGGUCUAAAAUUAGCAAUUUUAUGCACACAUUAUUUGCUGUCAUUAAAUUGUAUUGUAUCUCCUUAGAUAUCAGUACUGGUAUUGACCAUUAAACAAAAAGCCAUCGGUUAACCUCUUCUACAUGGGUCAAUGAUGUGACACAAAAAUGUUUUUUGUCUGGAUCUAUUAAGUUAUUCUAAUAUGCAAAAAAAUGCAGUUCACAUAAGACAUUUACUUUGGCACACCUCUACUGUGAUAUAAAUAUUUAUAGUUUCUGAGAUCAGAGUCAUUGUGAUAUAUUUCUGGGGGUUAAAUAAAAUGCUGAAGUGGUCCAACUGUCAGUAAAAAAUAAAAAUAAAUGGA